AUGGAGGCGGGGGUGGGAGGAUUGGUUCGAGGCUCUGAUGGAGGACUUCUGCGUGCCUUCUGUGCUCUGAUAGCCGCAUCAUCGAGCUUUGAGGCGGAACUGUUGGCUGGGUUCGAGAUGACUAUGGAGCUUUCGACACAUAUCUGGAUUGAGCUUGAUUCAGCGGCUCUGGUUAACUUGUUGUCAUCUGGACAGCUUGGCGCUGCGGAGUUCAGACAUCACAUGGCUUUGAUCCGGAGUAUGACUUCUCAGCGGCAUGUUCGGUUCUCACACAUCUACAGAGAAGGGAACCGAGCUGCUGAUUUUCUUGCAGGUAGGGGGUUCAAACUCCUGCCCUUACUUACUAUGAUCCAAUCUUUGCGCCUCGGUAUCUGA
Molecule: messenger RNA, 375 nt
Organism: Salvia splendens (bonfire salvia)
Lineage: Eukaryota; Viridiplantae; Streptophyta; Magnoliopsida; Lamiales; Lamiaceae
Exons: 1
Coding region: 1-375 (124 amino acids)
Molecular function (GO): nucleic acid binding; RNA-DNA hybrid ribonuclease activity
Source: RefSeq, a predicted model, not a curated record